Molecule: messenger RNA, 798 nt
Organism: Rhodofomes roseus
Lineage: Eukaryota; Fungi; Basidiomycota; Agaricomycetes; Polyporales; Fomitopsidaceae
Exons: 3
Coding region: 48-695 (215 amino acids)
Source: RefSeq, a predicted model, not a curated record
GCCACUGCCCUCCCGCCCCCUCCCCCGCCGUCCCCUCCGUCCCCGCCAUGCUCCAGACGCUGUCUGACGCCCUCCCCCUCGCCCGCGACGACCCCUUCUGCAUCUCCAAGCACCCCGCGAGCGGCCCUCUCUACCUCCAGCAGCCCUCGCUCGAGAUCAUCCAGCUCACAGAGGUCCCUCCGCCCCCGCGACACCAGUACACCCUCCCCGCCAGCUCCUUUAUCUCCUCCUCCUAUGUGUCCUCCUCGUCCUCGAGCAGCGACGAGACGGAGGACGAGACCGCGUGCUCGUCCUACUGUUCCUCCGACCCGGAGGAAGAAACAACUCGGGUGUCCGUGCCGGACGAGACGUACAAGACGCGUCUGCACCGUGUCCUCGUAUGGAGAGAGAAGCUGGUGAAGGCGCUGGGUGCACCGUCCACAGCGCCGCCACCCGCUCCUUCCGCACAACUCAAGCGGAAAGCCGAUGACGAGGAGCCGGAGUCGGACGACGACACUGCAUCCCAUUCGUCGAAGCGGUCGCGCUCGAGUGCCUACCGGUCACAUGCGCCGUGGCCGCAUAGCACUGCGAGUGCCCACUCCUGCCCCGCAUGCGACGCGUCCUUUACCACGCGGCAGAGCCUCCAGCUACACGCGUCGGAACCUUCUCCCAACGACGCGUGUCGAGCCGCGGUAGAGUACGACUUCGAGGGAUGACCCUCGCCGCGCCGCCACGCUCCCCGUCCCAUCUUCGUGUGCCCGUAUACCCGCAUCACGGCACGGAUCCUCGCAUCGCUUCCUGCAUUGAAGCCGUUCUCGG